Messenger RNA from Ruditapes philippinarum (Manila clam), 2904 nucleotides. RefSeq lists its product as uncharacterized. The transcript is spliced from 2 exons. NCBI's taxonomy places the organism in Eukaryota, Metazoa, Mollusca, Bivalvia, Venerida, Veneridae. Gene Ontology annotation, molecular function: G protein-coupled receptor activity. The record is from RefSeq and is a predicted model, not a curated record. Bases 79 to 2862 code for a protein of 927 amino acids. Gene Ontology annotation, biological process: G protein-coupled receptor signaling pathway; cell surface receptor signaling pathway. Gene Ontology annotation, cellular component: membrane.
UUCAAAGUUAUCUUCUCGACAAUUUACAAAUACGGAGACAAAUGGACACAUAGAACUAAAAAGUCAGACGAAUAUAUAAUGGUUACCAUGGAGUUGCCAUUUAUGUACUUCUACCUAACUAUUCAUUUGAUAGUUGCAAUGAAACGUGACUUAACUUUAUCUGAUUUAAGUGAGCUUAAGAAAAUUCAAAACAUGUUUUGUGAAGGACAAAAUACAUGCUUGUAUCACCCAGCCAUUCCGGAAUUUCUUUUGGGACAGUCGGACACGACAACGAUGGAAACUUCCACAGAUUUUGCCUCAAUUUGGAGUAAUUUACCUGUAAUACCACCCGUACGACCGGGUCAUGAAUGUUGUGAAGAAUGCUCAUGUGAUAUUGACAAUUGCUCCACUACUGGUUCUUGUUGUAUUGAAGCAGUAGAAGAAUUAUGGCCAAUUAAAGAGACAGACGUAGUGAUGUCUUGUGUGUAUCCGCAGCUACGACCUUAUAAUUAUAUAGAGUUAAUCUAUCCGAACGUUGACACACUAGUUCUAAUGUAUACAGAAUGUCCAAGGUUUAACACUGUAGAUUUAGAGACUGUGAAUAAAUGUGAACAAUCGGAUAACUAUCAAGACAUUGAAACUAAAAUCCCUGUUACAGAUAAUACAACUAUGAUCAUUUACAAAAAUCGUUUUUGUGCACUUUGCCACAAUGUUUCGGUAACCACCUUACACUAUUGGGAAGUUACACUGGAAUGUUUAAGAAGAAUAUUAAAACCACGAAAUAUCGGCUCAGUUAUUACUACAGUUUUAGAAACAGAGAGUUGCAAUCUAAAAUAUUUUAGGCCACAAUCUCUUGGCAUUACAGGACCGUUUUAUCAAUGUCAAGAUGUUAUUUCACAAUGCAAUGUUACAGGGCAUUGGCAGACGUAUAACUCUGUGUUAGAAGCAGCCUGUCUAGCAUAUUCCACCAUCUACAAUUUCAAAUACAGAAAUGUAUUCUGUUACUUGUGCAAUACAAAAGACACCAUUGGUGUCAACUACUGCAGUAGAACACCGCGGCCACAUGUUUUUGUCGAUUUUGUCGCGCUUCUGAAAUUUCAACCCGAACUUAGUCCUACGACGCCAGGUUUAGAAUCUCAAUUGACAUGCUCACAGAAUCAGCUGUAUGAUCCUUUGAAGAAUCUUUGCAGAGACAUAGAAUGUUUAUUCCCGAGGACGGUAGAAAAUGGGAAGUGCAUUAAUCUUGUUGAUAGUCUAGCAGGGAUUGAGUUUGGUUUAUAUCUGAGGAUGACACCUUUACAGGAAUCUGAAGGAGAUACCUUUACAGUACUACGGACUAUUGCAAAAGAAAUCAAAGAAAAAAUAAACUCAUUGAUAAAUAAAACCAUUGAACACAAGUGUAUGUUUUCUUUUAAGGUAUAUACAAAAAUAAACUUUGUGAAUGAAGGUUACCCUCUAAAUAACAGUACACAAUUUGAUGUACAAUAUUUUGUUUUAUACGUUGAAAUGUCGUGCGGACGAUUAAGUACCAUAAAACCAGAUACAGUAGACAAACUGCUGUCAUUUGACAACACAUCUCUCACAACUCAAUCUCCAUUUUACAACGGAACUGUCAACAGAUAUCACGUUCAAGUAGAUCAGUACAAGAGCAAAGCUGGUUCUGUUACACGUGAUCGGUUUUAUAAAUAUGUAGAUGAUCUAAAUGAAAUAUUUGUUGAAGAUAUUCCACCAAAAUAUAAAAGGUACCCAUUAAUAGUACUUAGUGUUCCUUACAUGUGUCCCUCGGUUCAGAUAAAUAGUACUGAACUUAAAAUUGUUGGAUAUACUGAGUAUAUUGCUAUUGAAGAAUACAAUACAACUGUUGACUUAAAAGAAAUUAAUAUUGAAACAAAUUCCGGCGGGGAAUCAUUCUCAAUUCGUAUGUGCACAAGCUUAUUUGACCGUAUUGUUCAACCGUUCAAUGCUAUGAAAAAAUCUACACUUAAACCUUUACAGACUACUUGUGGUGAAGAAACAUUUUCUGCCAAAACCAUUUUAACUUUGGUUUGCACAACUAUAAGUAUUUUCUGUUCAAUCGUUACUCUUUUAGUUUACCUAAAAUUUAAAAAGUUUAAAACGCAACCUGGAGUAAACAACAUAGUUCUUUGUCUUGCCUUGAUAACUGCACAAUCUCUGUAUCAAUUUGGCAGCGGACAGUCGUGUAAUGUUUCAAAAUUAUCUUGUCAAGUUAUUGGUGCAUUUGUCCAUUUCUCCUGGUUGUUUCUUAUGUUUUGGAUGAAUUCCUGUUGUAUUCACAUGUUCCGUGUGUUCAGAUUAAGUCAAACAAAGAUUGCUGUGUUUAAUGUUCAGAAAACAACAAUGGUUUAUGUUUCAAUAUGUAUUGCAUGUUCUUUAUUCAUCGUAGGAACAAAUGUAAUUGUAUCGCAAAUUAGCAGUGAUGGACUUGAUAUUGGCUAUGGUGGCACAUUAUGUUACAUAAGUCAAGGGCACAUGGUAGCGUUCUUGUUUGCUUUACCGGUAGCUGUUAUUAUUCUGUUAAAUAUUAUACUUUUUACUAUAGUUAUAUUGCAGAUGAGGAAAACUUCAAAAGUUCAAAAUGAUACAAAUAGACAACAGUUUUUACAUAUUUAUGCCAAACUUUCGACUUUAACGGGAUGCACUUGGGUUUUCGGUUUUUGCAACUACUUUCUAAACAUCGCUGCUUUCGAUUAUAUAUUCAUAAUCCUCAAUGCUUCUCAAGGGGUGUUUCUCUUCAUUGCAUUUGUUGCUAAUAGACGGACACUGAAAUCAAUACUUACGGGAAAGGACCACGAACAAACUGUUAAUAAAAGCGCAAUGAGUAACAUUAGAGGUAAUACGGAUUCAUCAUCAUUACAAAAUUAAAUACAAUGUAUAGAGAAAAUUGUAUUAUAUGUUAUGAGGAUA